This is a messenger RNA of Athalia rosae (coleseed sawfly), 841 nucleotides long. RefSeq lists its product as uncharacterized. Gene Ontology annotation, molecular function: chitin binding. Gene Ontology annotation, cellular component: extracellular region. Bases 130 to 771 code for a protein of 213 amino acids. The record is from RefSeq and is a predicted model, not a curated record. Lineage: Eukaryota; Metazoa; Arthropoda; Insecta; Hymenoptera; Athaliidae. The transcript is spliced from 3 exons.
AAUUUAUAGAGACCCGUAAUAAAAUUCGAUAAAAGAAUAAGCUCACGGUCAUGAAAGUGGAAUACAAGUACCGGGGUUUGUCGUAACUCGCAUCAUUGUCACAGCACUGUGCCGCAGAAGAUUUUCAAAAUGAUUCGCAAGCUUUGUUUUCUCGUCGCGCUGCACGGGAUCUACUUGUGGUGUCGAGGAAACGGUCAAGUUUGUAACACCCUGGGAUUUAUCUGCACAACUUGCAGCUCUUUGCGGAUUUGUACAUCUGGAGUCCCAACAAGUGUCUCGCUCACCUGUCCAACUGGAACAUUCUGCGACUCGACGACGUCGAGCUUCUGCUCCCAAACGCCUUGCACGACUGACCCUGAAGCUUUUUUCAACUGUACUGUACAGGGGAGAUUUCCUGUCGGGACGAACUGCUCGCAAUACGUGUUCUGCGGCAACAGUACCACUCUUGGCGUACUGGUACCCACGCUGUUCGACUGUCCACCUGGAACAUUGUUCAACUCUGACAGUGCAACUUGUGUGCUUUCUUCUUCGUAUAAUUGUACGACAGAUACGACCCCGACCACCACAUUGGCCCCUACAACUGGAUUUGUGUGCCCCGCUGCAGGAAGAUUCCCAAAUACCACCGAUACUACUUGUCAAUCGUAUACAUUCUGCAUUUUGGAGACAAAUGGAACCUAUACCCAGACAAGUUUAACAUGUCUGAGUACGACGGUUUUCAAUCUGAAUACUCAAACAUGCGUUGCUACCAGCAAUUAUGUUUGCCCGUAUUAAAAUUUUAGUCAAUGACUUGUAAUGCUGUACGCUAGUUCAUAAAAUAAAAGUACAAGUGCAUAAAACUGUA